AUGGCCACUUACGCGGAUCCCGACGCGCAAAUGGGUGGAGGUCCAGGCCAAUAUCCAAGUCAGAAUGGCACCCCGCCGGCCCAACAUCAAUUAACUGACCCCGAACUGCGCCUACAAGAGAAUCUCCAACAGCUGCGCGAGGGAGGCGACAUGAUGCAUACAGCUGGUCCACAACAACCCCAAUAUCAGCCGCUAACUCACAUGGGCCCGGCCAUGGGCGCACAUCCGCACUUCCAGGGCCCGGCGCGUCCAACCCAUUCUCCCCAGCAAAUGGCGCAGCAUGUCAUGAACUUGGAGGGACAUCAUGACCCGUACGACCCCAACGACCCGAGUCGCAAGCGGUCCAAAGUCUCACGCGCCUGUGACGAGUGCCGACGAAAAAAGAUUCGAUGCGACGCGACUAGCGAAAACGGCCCUGAAGCAUGCUCUAGUUGCAAGAGGACAGGAGCACGAUGUCAGUUCAGCCGCCAACCGAUGAAGCGUGGUCCUAGCAAAGGUUACAUCAAGGAGCUCGCCGAUAGGCUUAACUCGCUCGAAAGCCAGAUCCACCAUCCUCCCAACCAGUCGCAUAACUUUGAUUUUGGGUCGUUGGGGGACCAGACCUUUGCGGAUACACAGAGCCCGCCGCAGUUUAAGCGCCAGCGUACGCAUUCCAUGACAGAUGGAUUCCACGAGGCCUUCAGUCGUCCCAAUUGGUCUGGCCAAGAUCGCGGAAACGGGGGCUCAAGCGAGACACAUGGUGUGCCUGUUUUGUCGGAUCAAGAAUCAUCGCUGAACGGCAAUCGCCGCACCUCAUUUGGCGACUUGAGCUUGGGCGGUAGUCUUAUCACAGGCUCAAACGAAGAAACCCUCAAGGCUUACUACAACAUCAUACACCCCACACUACCCAUCCUCCCCCAUCACGAGUCGCAACUAAAUCGCCUCACAAAUUGUCCGCCGAAAUUACGAGAAACGUUCUUUUUGACCUUGGAAGGUUGUAUCCGAUCGCUUGCCUCAAAAUCACUACCACCCAUUGAACUCAGUUUGAACCAAUUGUUGCAACAAUGCUUCACCUCGGUUGAUGCAGCCAACUACUGCCUACACGACACAGAUAGUUCACGCCAAUUCUACAACCAGUUAGUCUGGUGUCAGUCCAUGAUACUGCUGGCUGUGGCGUCUGAUAGGCCAGGGCCGGGUGUUGUGGGCAGUACAACCGCACUAUUGGCAAGGAUCUCGGCGUGUAUCGUUGAUGCAGGAAUAAACGACUCGAGAACCAUGACUGCAGUCAAAGAGCAGGAUCAAGAAGUAUUCCAGACAGCACGACGCGUAUAUUGGACCGCCUUCAUUUUAGAUCGAUUCCACGCCUCUAGUCGGUCCAAGGACAUGAUGAUCCGGCGACAUGCUGGAACCCUUUCCCGUGACGAUUACUCGGCACUAGGGGAAGUCGGCUAUUACCUUGCGCGUACCGCCCAAGUCGUAGGACGAAUAGCGUACGUCAAUCGAGCAGGCAGUAUCCUGAAUGUUGAGCCAGCUUUUGCCUUCUCAGCGCUCAAGCCUGGUUCUGCCGAAUCGGAGUAUCUCAGCGGAACGCUCGACCAACUGAAGCAGUCAAUCGAACUAACCACUCUGACACGGAAUUCUCCGCCUCACCUCGCACACCAGUAUCUCCGCUUGUUUAUAGCACGACUUUCACUAGACAACGUUCCUUCGGUUGAAGUAUUCCACCUUGCCAAAGAACUCCUCGGCAACCUGGCGAGCGGCGCAAUAACACCGUUACACCACAUCUUUGCCGCACUGGUUGCUACCUCACUUACCGAGCUUUCCGACCGAGUUGAGAUGCAAGUCGACGCACAUGCGAGUAUCAAGGAGAUGACGGACGCCUUGUCGAAUGGACAGAUCAUUCAUCGGAGUUCGGAUGGCUUCGGUUGGGAAACAGCAAUUAGGGAUCUGUUACACCAGAAGAAGGCCUCCACGCCACCUUAUAGUGCCUCCGAGCAAGCCAGUCCGGCAUUGGAACCCAACAUGGCUGGUCUACAGCAUCUCGCCGCAGCCGCAGUUGGAGAGCGAGAGGGAACUGGUGAUAACCGUCCCGACAGUUCUUCGCAACAAAAAGUUGACAACGACCUUUCCGCUGCCAUGGCUGCCGCAAGCGAGGCAGCCAAGGCACAAGCCCAGGCAACUGCUGCCGCAGCCCAAGACCUGUUUCACUAG
Molecule: messenger RNA, 2190 nt
Organism: Pyrenophora tritici-repentis Pt-1C-BFP
Lineage: Eukaryota; Fungi; Ascomycota; Dothideomycetes; Pleosporales; Pleosporaceae
Product: Zn-clus multi-domain protein
Biological process (GO): regulation of DNA-templated transcription
Molecular function (GO): DNA-binding transcription factor activity, RNA polymerase II-specific; zinc ion binding
Source: RefSeq, a predicted model, not a curated record